AUGAAACCAAUUUCUACGCUUUCGUUCACAUGCCUGACUGCUGUGGAGGAACUAGGCAUCCACAUAGGCUCGCUGACAACAGAUCGACAUCCUGGUGUCAAGCAGUACUGCCGCAAACACAAGCCAAACAUACCACACUGGUAUGAUGUUUGGCAUGUUGGUAAAGGCCUCAAAAAAAAGCUCCUGGCUGCCAGUCGCAGACAUCGAGUUCUGUCUCCUUGGAUCCAAAGCAUCAUCAACCAUCUUUACUGGGUUGCUGCAAUGGGCCAAGGAGAUGGAGACCUUGUUGUCAGCAUGUGGAGGAGCCUGCUGAACCAUGUUUGCGACAAACAUGAUGGCCACGAUGGUCCCUACGAGAAAUGCCUGCAUGACCAGCUUGAGGACAGGGAAUGGUUGAGCCCAACAUCACCUGCAUUUCUCCAACUAAAGACCAUCGUGGACAAUCCUCUACUUUUGAGAGACAUUCGCCGGCUCUCUCCCGAGGUGCAAACGUUCUCAUUGGAGUCGUUCCACAGUGUGCUGAACUGCUUCGCGCCGAAAGCUAAUGCUUUCUCAGAGGACGGCAUGCAAGCAAGGACAUGGCUCGCUGUACUUCACUUCAAUGAGAAUGCCAAACGGCAACAGGCGCAUACUCGGGAGGGAGAGGAGCAAUGGAAGCUGAAAUCCUCCAAGGCGAGGCGAGGCCACUUUACUGUUGCUGCAGUCAAAGAGAAGCCUAGCUAUGGAUACGUCGAAGAGCUGCUGAAGAACGCUGUGGACCUCUGUGAGCACUCGUCGUACAAGGAGAGUUUCAACAACGCGGCAGUUCAGCCGUGCCAUAUGUCCCUCGCAUAUGAACGGCCAUCAAAGGAGGAGCUCAUUGCUCAGAGGCGCACACGCUUUCCUACACAAUCACCCUCAUGAAAGAACUGCAUCAGUACAUUGUAUGAUGAUGGUUGGCUUCAACAUCCCAAAGCCACGAUUUGAUCGUGAGGAGCGCCGUGCUGUAGGGUGCCGGAAAUUUUGACCCCCUGGUGUUCUUUGACAUGCACCUAGUCCUAAU
Messenger RNA from Rhipicephalus sanguineus (brown dog tick), 1042 nucleotides. RefSeq lists its product as uncharacterized. The coding region runs from base 1 to 903 and encodes 300 amino acids. NCBI's taxonomy places the organism in Eukaryota, Metazoa, Arthropoda, Arachnida, Ixodida, Ixodidae. The transcript has 7 exons. The record is from RefSeq and is a predicted model, not a curated record.